CUCUCUCCCUCACUCUCUCCCUUCCCCUCACUCUGCAGAGUGCAGCCGAACAGAAAGUAGCCUCUCGCCUCCGCUGCUGUGGAGCCAGGCGGAUGUUGCUGAGCACUGCAGACGCAAAAGUGCAAAAUUUAGCAGGGAUCUGGAAAGUGUGAGAGUGUGAAGGAGAAGUGGAGUAAAGAGGAGAGGCGAGGCAGACUGUCUCCCUCCUUCACCCGGUGGGCUUUUCUGCAGCAUCCUUCCACUUCAUCAUGGAUCUCUGGAGUAAAAAAGUCUGGGGAAUUAUUACGCAGGUCACCCUGAUACUUUUCACCUCGCACAUGGUGACAAGAGGAGAGGUGUGUCACAGUCCGCUGGUAUCCAAUCUACUGCCAUUGUCCUUCAGAAGCUCCUCACAGUUGUCGGGCAGCCAUGGGCCGGGCUUUGCUAAGCUGAACCGGAGAGAAGGAGCUGGAGGUUGGUCUCCUCUGAGUUCAGACAGAUAUCAGUGGUUGGAGGUCGACCUGGGUGGGCGUACACAAAUCACUGCUGUUUCUACGCAGGGCCGCUACGGCAGCUCUGAUUGGCUGACGGCCUACCUGUUGAUGUUCAGCGACACGGGACACAACUGGAAACAGCAUCGACAGGAAGACAGUAUAGGGGCUUUUCCAGGUAACAGUAACGCAGACAGUGUGGUCCAGCACAAGCUCCAGCAUCCAGUGAUCACCCGCUACGUCCGACUGAUCCCCCUGGACUGGAACCCCAAUGGUCGGAUUGGACUCAGACUUGAGACCUAUGGAUGUCCUUACAACUCAGAUGUGGUGAGCCUCGAUGGCCAGAGCAGCCUUCUCUAUAGGUUGAGUCCCAGGCCAAAACAGAUGACCAAAGAAAGCAUCUCUCUGAUAUUUAAAACCCUGAAGAACUCUGGGACACUCCUUCACGCAGAGGGACAGAGCGCACACAGCCUCACCCUAGAGUUAGAAAAAGGAAAGCUUCUCCUGCUCCUCCGACAAGGCAGGAGUUCUUCUCCCGACAGUCACCAUCUGGUGUCUCUGGGCAGCCUGUUAGACGACCAACACUGGCACCACGUCGCAGUGGAGCAUCACAGCACUCACCUCAACCUCACCGUGGACAAAAGCACACUUUGGGUGCAGAUCCCACCAACAUUCACCCACUGGGACCAUAGCCAGAUGAGUGUGGGAGCAGAGCAGGGCCUCGGCUCUCGGAGGUCAAUCGGGCCAAACAGAAAUUUCCACGGCUGUUUGGAAAACCUGGUUUACAACGGCGUGAACCUGGUAGACCUCGCUAAACAGAAAGACCAGCGGGUCACUGUGAAGGGCAAUGUGACCUUUUCUUGUGCUGAACCCGUUUUUGUUGCCAUGACGUUCACUGGUCCCCAGAGCUUCCUCUGGUUGCCAGGAGUGACAGAACUAUCAUCAACAGCAACGUCGGUGGGGCUUCAGUUUCGGACGUGGAACAAGGCAGGGCUGCUGCUGACAUUUAAUCUCCCAAAGCAAGGGGCUGUUGUCUGGCUGUACCUGAGCAGAGCCAGGCUCCAUCUACAGAUCCUCAAGUCGGGCAGGGCACCGCUGGAGCUCAGUGCAGGUUCGGCUCUAAAUGACGGUCAGUGGCACUCUGUGGAGCUGAUCUCAAGACAAGGACAUCUGACUGUCUCUGUGGACGAAGGGGAAGGAGCCACUGCUCAUGCCAGUCCCCCGUUUCUUGUUACCACGGGAAGUCAACUUUUCUUUGGCGGUUGCCCUGCUGAAGGGAGCAGCCAGGAUUGUAUGAACCCCUUCAAGGCUUUCCAGGGCUGCAUGCGUCUACUGACUGUGGACAACCAGCCAGUGGACUUGAUCAUGGUGCAGCAGAGGCUGAUGGGAAACUACAGUAACCUGCAGAUCGACAUGUGUGGCAUCAUUGACAGGUGUUCUCCGAGUCAUUGUGAACACGGAGGCAGCUGCAGUCAAUCAUGGAGCACUUUCCACUGUAACUGUUCCAGCACCGGCUACAGCGGAGCCACCUGUCACAGCUCGAUAUUCGAGCAGUCCUGUGAGGCGUACAAACACAAAGGCAACAUGUCGGGAUAUUAUUACAUUGAUGUGGAUGGCAGCGGACACAUCAGACCACAGCUAAUAUACUGCGACAUGACAGAGGACAAAACGUGGAUGGUGAUCCAGCACAAUAACACAGAUCUGACGACAGUCCGACCGUCGCCGGGAAAGAAUCAGCACAUGGCUCACUUUGAAUACACAGCUGAGGAGAAGCAGCUGGCGGCCGUCAUUGGCCAAUCGGAGCACUGCGAACAGGAACUGACCUACCACUGCAGGAAGUCACGCCUCCUAAACACACCGGACGGCCCUCUGCCCAGCUGGUGGGUGGGGGGUCCAGGUGCAGGACAGGUGCAGACGUAUUGGGGCGGGGCUCCUCCAGGCAGCCAGCAGUGUUCCUGCGGCCUGCAGGAGAACUGUGUGGACCCCAAACACUACUGCAACUGUGAUGCUGACCGCACUGAAUGGGCUAAUGACUCGGGCCUGCUGACCCAUAAGGAGACCCUCCCUGUCAGAUCUCUGGUGCUGGGUGAUGUCCAGAGGCCAGGUUCAGAAAGUGCCUACAGAGUGGGGCCUCUCCGUUGUCAUGGAGACGAAAAUGUCUGGAAUGCUGCAUUCUUUGACAAAGAGACGUCGUACCUCCACUUUCCCACAUUCCACGGAGAGCUGAGCGCAGACAUCUCCUUCCUGUUUAAAACCACUUCAUCCUCCGGCAUCUUCCUGGAAAACUUGGGCAUCAAAGACUUCAUUCGGAUUGAACUCAGCUCGUCCACCGAGGUCCUCUUCUCCUUUGAUGUGGGUAACGGUCCGUUGGAGGUUCGUGUGAAGGCUGGCUCCCCGCUGAACGACAACAGGUGGCAUCGCAUUCGAGCAGAGCGUAACGUUAAAGAGGCAUCGCUUCGCCUCGACGAGCUCCCCACUGCCACGCAGGAGGCUCCUGCUGAUGGGCACAUCCACCUGCAGCUGAACAGCCAGUUAUUUAUAGGAGGCACGGCGUCCAGGCAGAAGGGCUUUCGGGGUUGCAUUCGCUCUCUGCAGCUGAAUGGCGUCACCCUGGACCUGGAGGAGAGAGCAAAGAUCACCCCCGGGGUUCAGGCGGGAUGUCCAGGCCACUGCAGCAGCUAUGGCUCACUCUGCCAGAACCAAGGCCGCUGUGUGGAGAGGCCAAACAGCUUUUCCUGUGACUGUGGCCCGUCUGCUUAUACUGGAGCCUUCUGCGAAAGAGAGGUUUCAGCCAGCUUCAAGUCGGGAACAGCCGUCAGCUACACCAUCAAGGAGCCGGUGUCUAAUGAGCUGAACAGGAGCAGCAGCAGCAGCGCCCUGCCCUCCUCCAUAUCCUCUGACAUGACCCUGAGAGCAGAAAACGUCUCCCUGAGCUUCAGAACCAGCCAGAGUCCCGCUCUGCUCCUCUACGUCGGCUCCUACCACAGAGAGUACCUGGCUCUGCUGCUCAACAAGCAUGAUAUGCUGGAGGUGAGAUACAGACUGGACAGCAGCAAAGAUGUAGAGAUCCUGAGAAGCAAAGUGAGGAACCUCGCCAACGGACAGCUACAUGCUGUCACCAUCAGCAGACUGGCAGACGCCGUCUCUGUGCAGAUUGACAAGAACAAUAAAGAGGACUUCAACCUGACAUCUGAUGUAGAAUUCAAUGCCAUCAGGUCACUGGUCCUCGGCAGAGUGCACGACUCUGGUGAGUUGGAUCCGGAGCUGUCUCAGCUUGCCUCUCUGGGUUUCACAGGCUGUCUGUCUGCCGUCCUCUUUAACUCCAUCAGCCCUCUGAAAGCUGCUCUGCUCCACCCAGUCCCCAGCCCCGUCAUCGUUACUGGCCCACUGGUCCAGUCCAUUUGUGGCUCCAAUUCAGCCAAUCCCUAUGCAGCGGAAACGACACACCACCUAUCAGGCCAGUCUGGAUCAGUGGGAAGAGGUCAGCCUUUGGUGAAUGCCAUCAGGAGUGACUCAGCUCUGAUUGGAGGUGUGAUAGCGGUGGUGAUCUUUGUGACCGUGUCUGCAUUAGCCAUAAUGGCCCGUGUCCUCUACAGGAGGAAAGGGACGUGUCAGAGCCAGGAAGUAAAAACAGUAAAGCCAGAAGACAGCCCGGAGUUGGCAUUCAGCAGCCAGACCAGCUCACAGAACGGUCCGAGUGAGAACCAGAAAGAAUAUUUUAUUUAGGUUUAGAUGGAGAUUCGGAGCUGAGGAGAGACAGCGAUGCCUUGUCAAGCCUCAGUGCUUUACACUACAAACUGAGCCCGAGCAGAGGCUCAACAGGAAGACACAAACAGAACUAAUACACUCAUGUUCUGUAUUCUUUUGUUUUGUUUUUGCUUCUGUGGUUGUAUUUUUGUAAAGACUGUAUAUAGAUGCACAUGGAACGUGUUGAAUUUAUAAUACAUCAAUACUGUCAGUAGAAUUGUUAAUAUUUUCUUCCUACCAAUCAGUCUUUUCUCUGUCCUAUUGAAAUGUUUGAAAUGACUAAAUGAGGAACUGUAUGAGGAACUCAUGGGAUUGUUGGGUCCGAGGUGAUUUAAAUACAUUUUCCAACAUGGAAAAUGAAUGUUUGCUGUUUUGAGUGAGAGAGCCUAGUUAUUUAAAUUUCCAGUUGUUUAUGUUUUUUCGUUUUGUUUUUUUGCACCUUCUUUAUGAAGUAUGGCAAAGCAAAAUGUAUCCGUUCACAUUUCUCAUUUUCUCAAAAAGUUUAACCCACCAUGAUUCUCUUUCAUUAUAUUGCAGCUUCAAGAAAAACUUAACUCUGAUGAAUUAUUACUUUUAUAUUUCUUUUGCUUUAUAUUCCUUUCUUUCUGUGGCUCUCCUGCCUCCAGCUCUCAGUGUAGUUCUGAAUAGUAAAGGUAUUGAGGCAGAUGAAGUUACUGUGGACUUUCUGUUCCCAACACAAUUCCAACUAAAACAUUUUAUGGAGAGGAGAGGACAGGCAGCGACUACAGCACACGGGAGUCGACUGGCGGUGAAACCCCUUAUACACAAGGACAUUUCAAUCCCCCUUUUUAGUCAAAGACUUUUACUGUAUCUGUGUUUUAGAUGUUUUUGAAUGCAUUAGGCUUUUAUGUGUUUUAUCAAAUAAACGUGUUAAACUCUG
Messenger RNA from Sander lucioperca (pikeperch), 5118 nucleotides. RefSeq names its product contactin-associated protein-like 4. The record is from RefSeq and is a predicted model, not a curated record. The transcript is spliced from 24 exons. Bases 249 to 4196 code for a protein of 1315 amino acids. Gene Ontology annotation, molecular function: calcium ion binding. Lineage: Eukaryota; Metazoa; Chordata; Actinopteri; Perciformes; Percidae.